Molecule: messenger RNA, 561 nt
Organism: Dicentrarchus labrax (European seabass)
Lineage: Eukaryota; Metazoa; Chordata; Actinopteri; Moronidae
Product: V-set domain-containing T-cell activation inhibitor 1-like
Exons: 3
Source: RefSeq, a predicted model, not a curated record
AUGUUGUACACAGCCCAGUUUAUGAUCCUGUGUCUCUGGCUGCUGCCUGCAAUAAAAGUUGGACAUGGAAACGGUCCAGCUGUGGUCACAGUGGUCGUGGAAGAAGGCAGUGAUGUUAUUCUACCCUGUUCUCUCAGCUCCAAGGAGAACAUCGUAGAUAAACUGUUUGAGUGGAGGAAAGAUGGUCAGAAGAAUGUGUUCUAUUAUGAUGCCGGAGAUCAUUACAAUAAGGGCUUUACAGGUCAAGAUCAGCAGUUCAAAGGUCGAGUUUCAUAUUUUUCUGAUCAACUGAAGAACGGUAACGCCUCCAUAAAGAUCAGAGAUACAAAGAUAUCUGACAGUGGAACCUACACCUGUGAUAUUCCAAAUCUUCAACCAAGACAAACCUUCUACAUUCAGGUUGUUGGAGCAUCUCCAGAGCCGUACAUCAGGACACUUACUGCCACAGAGGACGGAGCUCUGCUGCAGUGUGAAGUUCGAGCUGCUUCUCCACAACCUAAAGUAGAGUGGAAGGACAGUGCUGGAAACAUCCUUCCUGCUGAGGAGCCACAGGUCUCAGAC